Messenger RNA from Aspergillus pseudonomiae, 1728 nucleotides. RefSeq names its product cofactor FMO1 FAD enzyme. Bases 1 to 1728 code for a protein of 575 amino acids. The record is from RefSeq and is a predicted model, not a curated record. NCBI's taxonomy places the organism in Eukaryota, Fungi, Ascomycota, Eurotiomycetes, Eurotiales, Aspergillaceae. The transcript is spliced from 3 exons.
AUGUACGACGUGAUAGUCAUCGGUGCGGGAUGGUGCGGGCUCGUCGCCGCCAAAACAUAUCUUCAAGUAUGUCCGGAUGCGCGCCUCCUCCUUGUGGAUGGCGAUUCCAGUAUUGGCGGCACCUGGAGCAAAGAGCGACUCUAUCCGCAUCUCGUGGCGGAAGCGCAUCAUGGUCUUUUCGAGUUCUCUGAUCUCCCGAUGCGCCGCGACACCGUGUUGCCCGAUGGGCGCAUUCCAAGUGCCGCCGUUCACGAGUAUCUCACCGAAUAUGCCACCAAGUUUGACCUCAUCGACCGCAUUCGCCUCAACACUUGGAUCGAGAAUGUACGGCGCGAGCCCGCCGUUAUUGGUGAUAAUGAAGCACCUCGGUGGAUGUUGACGGUAGCGGGCUCGUGCGAACAGAUUCCGACGAAAAAGAUCAUCAUCGCGACAGGACUCACAUCGGAGCCGUACAUGCCGUCUCUGCCAGGCCGCCAGGAGUUUGAGGGCGAGGUGCUGCAUAGCAAGGUGCUGGGCCAUCCACAAACUGGUGACCGCAUUUCAGACCCAUCGGUUCGUCAUGCCGUCGUGUACGGAGGGUCUAAGUCAGCCUUUGACGCAGUGUACCUGCUCCUACGCGCCGGGAAGACUGUGGACUGGGUGAUUCGCGAGCAGGGCGGCGGACCUUCGAUGAUGACGCCGCUCUCGAUCCUCGGUCAACCCAGCUUCCGCCUCAAUAAUAGUCGCCUAUUAGCUCUCUUCUCGCCGCAUCCCUUCGCCACCGCGGCGAAAGCCUCCUGGUGGCAACGAGUGAUGCACCGGCGUUCCGGCCGACUGGCACAGUUGGCUGUCAUCGGCUUCUGGCGUAUCUUGGCCUAUCUAUUACAACGGCCGUGGAAGUAUAACCAGAGCGCUAAUGGCAGGCGUCUCAGGCCUCUACUAGCUCUAGACAGCCUGUUCUGGAGCCCAGCUACACUGGGAGUUAUGACGCACCCGGAGCUGUGGGAUGACAUUCACUCCGGAGAGCGAGUGACAAUACACCGCCAGGCAAUCACAGCCCUUGGGAAGGACAAACGCGUCAUCCUGGACAAUGGAGUUGAACUAUCUGCUGAUUUGGUGGUGUGUGCCACUGGAUGGCAUGCUCGACAUACUCUGUUCAAGCCAGACGAGCAGCUGGCUGUGGGUCUACCGUCCGCCGUAUCGUUUAACCCCAAGUCUCAAUCCGAAUGGAUUCGCCUCCAGAGAAAAGCGGAUCAGGAGAUCGUAGAGGAGAUGCCAAUCCUCCAGAAGAGCCCUCUCCCUUCAGUCCCAUUCCGCUGUGAAGAUGAUUAUCAUCUGUACCGCUUCAUCGCACCCAGCAGUGAACCCCCAUCCCACGAACGAUCCAUUGCGUACGUCGGAUUCCUUCGCACCGCCGGCGCGCCCAUCGUCUACGAGGCGCAGUCCUUGUGGGCGACGGCUUAUUUGACGGGGGCAUUGGACGUGCCAGAACCAUCAGAACGCAUAUCUGAAGUCGCUCGAACAAAUGCCUGGAUUCGUCGUCGCUAUAUCUGCGGGCGCAAGGUUCCUUUUGCGUUGUUUGACUUUCUUCCGUAUGUUGAUAUGCUCUACCGGGAUUUGGGGGUAAAUCCACAUCGAAAAGCCAAUAUGGUAGCUGAAAUUUGCGGCCUUUACCAGCCGCGAGAUUUCCAGGGGGUGGUUUCAGAAUGGUUAGCUAGUCGAGGCGUGAAGGAUAUCGAGAAUGUUUGA